CAGCAGAGUAUAUACUGAAUAAUAAUUUCUAGAGAUGGCUGCUAAUAGUUUAGCACUACUUCAAGUGGUCACCAAAUGCUCUUUGCAGAAGCCUUCACGUCCAACCAAACUUGAGCACUCCAGGAAUCCACUCUCGUCUACUUUCAAGCCAAUAUUACUGAGGGAGUUGGACCAUUUUCCAAAUCUUUCAUUAGACGUUCCAAAAGCUAUCAAAGACACUUCGUUCAAUUUAUUGGAAGCUUUUGUUGACUUUACAUGUGAAUUCGUUGACCAACCAUUGCUUCCAUCUAAGAGUAAUUUUGCACCGGUGGAAGAGAUGAUAGAAGGUACAACCGUAGGAAUAGUUGAAGGGAAAAUUCCAGAUGAUUUUCCAGAGGGUGUUUACGUAAGAAACGGGCCAAAUCCUCUAUUUGGAGGACUGAAAUCGACGAGAUCUAUAUUUGGUGAAUCGAGCCAUAUGUGGAUUGAGGGUGAAGGAAUGGUUCAUGCUCUCUACUUAAACAAAGAGAAUGGCGGAAAAUGGAAGGCGUUGUACAAGAACAAAUAUGUCCAGACAGAUAGCUAUAAUAUGGAAAGGGUUCGAAAGAAACCAGGUUUUCUUCCUGCUAUUCAAGGCGAUUCUAACGCUCACUACAAGAAAUUCAAUUUUUUGCAACGACAUUUAGUGGCAACUUGGUUAAUUGAUACAAAAGAUGUGCCUUUUGUGGCGACUUUUAAACUCGCUACAAAUUAG
Messenger RNA from Solanum stenotomum, 733 nucleotides. Its product is annotated as 9-cis-epoxycarotenoid dioxygenase NCED2, chloroplastic-like. Gene Ontology annotation, molecular function: carotenoid dioxygenase activity. The record is from RefSeq and is a predicted model, not a curated record. Lineage: Eukaryota; Viridiplantae; Streptophyta; Magnoliopsida; Solanales; Solanaceae. Gene Ontology annotation, biological process: carotene catabolic process. The transcript has 4 exons. Bases 35 to 733 code for a protein of 232 amino acids. Gene Ontology annotation, cellular component: chloroplast stroma.